UGAGCUGGUCCGAUCAGCGGUGCUGAGGAGGACGAAGGAGCGGAGAGCUCACCAGAGUGUGACCUGUGCCGAAUUAUUGCAACUUGAUUUUGGAUAAGCUGUGAGAAGAUGGCAGGGACAGCGAGACAUGACCGUGAAAUGGCCAUGCAUGCCAAGAAGAAGUUGCAGCAAUGCACGGACCCGAUUGAGAAGCUACGUCUGCAGUGCCUCUCCCGGGGCUCAGCCGGCAUCAAAGGGCUGGGCAGGGUAUUCCGUAUCAUGGAUGAUGACAGAAGCCGGACCCUCGACUUCAAGGAGUUUGUGAAGGGUCUGAACGAUUACGGUGUUCUGCUGGAGAAGGAGGAUGUGGAAGCUGCAUUCAAACGCUUUGAUAAGGAUGCAAAUGGAAUGAUCGACUAUGAUGAGUUCCUCGUGACGUUGCGGCCUCCCAUGUCCAACGCAAGAAAAGAGAUAAUUACACAGGCCUUCCGGAAGCUGGACAAGACGGGAGAUGGUGUGAUCACCAUUGAGGACUUGCGGGGAGUGUACAAUGCAAAGCACCACCCCAAGUAUCAGAAUGGAGAAAUGACGGAGGAGCAGGUCUUCCGCAUGUUUCUGGAUAACUUUGACUCGCCCUACGAUAAGGAUGGAAUUGUGACGAUGGAGGAGUUUCUAAAUUACUACGCGGGUGUCAGUGCUUCCAUAGACACGGAUGUCUACUUCAUCAUCAUGAUGAGAAAUGCCUGGAAACUUUGACAGGCACCCGUGUGCCUGGGGGUCACCCGAUUUGAAUUUGUAAAUUACUAUUCUGGAGUGAGUGCCUCUAUCGACAAUGAUGCCUACUUUAUCCUAAUGAUGAGGUCCUGCUGGCGAAUGUGAUCGACGCUGAUGAGAUGUUACUGUUCGGGGAAGUGCAGAUUGUGAUCAGAGAUGGAUGUGUUGUGUUUCCGGCUCACUGAUGAGCUGCCUCUCUCCCCUCAUACACUGCCUGGCAGCUGCUUUCACCUCGCUCUCUGUACCCGACGGCUGGCAAUCCUGAGCUCAAUGGCUGUGUCAGGAGGCCAUGCAUCCUGGCCUGGCUGGGCUGAUAGCCCUGCACAGAGCUGUGGGACUGGCUGCUAGCUGCCUCCCUGUGACACCGGUCAGGCACUCAGUCCUGGUUUCCUCAGAUCCUCUUUAAACCUCUUUCCCUUCGUCAUAAUCUUGUGCCCUCUGGUUAUAAACACUUCUGCUAAAGGGAAGGGUUUCUCACUGUCCUCCCUAUCCAUGCCCCACACCUUGGUCAGGUCCCCCCCUCAGCCUCCUCUGGGAAAUGAUCUAACCUCUGCUCAUAAUGAACAGCUCCACCCCAGGCAACAUCCUGGUAAAAUAAAAUCGGUAACUGCUGGAGACCCUCAGUAGGUCAGGGGCAGCAGGGCUGACAUCUCAGGUCUUCAGUCAGGGUCUGCAGUUUUUUAGACUCUGAGAAUUAUCCAGCCCUUCAGCUCAGCUUGUCCGUGUCUACACUGAUCCCAUGUACCUGAACAUGAUCUGUAGCCUGUGCCUGGGUGACUCAAAUGCUCACCUAGAUCCUUCUUAAACAUUGUGAGAGCCGCCACUAUCCCCUCAGGCAGCGAGUUCCAUUCUCAGCAUCCCAGUGAAUCCAGUGCACCCUUUCCAGUGCAGUCAGCUGCUUCUUGUAGUGUGGGAACCAGAACUGUACACAGUACUCCAGCUGUGGCCUGACCAGUGUUUUAUAAAGUCAUACCAUGAUCUCCCUGCUCUUAUAAUCUGCGUCCCAACUAAUGAAAGCAAAUACCCCCUAUGUUUCUUCACCAUCUUAUCCACCUGCACUGCUACCUUGGACAGGUACACCAAGGUCCCCCUGUUCCUCAGUCCUACCAUUCAUGGUGUUUGCUCUGCCCUUACUAAGCCCCCCCUAAACCCACCACCUCACUUUUUUCAGGAUUACAUUCCUUCUGCCAUUGCUGUGCCCAUCUAACCAACCUUCCCUUCUCUUAGGGCAGGGAAAGUGAAAGAAAGUUCGACAGGGAUGUUCAAAAUCAUCUAGGCAUUGAUGAGAGUGGCUAUGAAGAAACUCAGCUGCCCAGUGAGUCAGUAACCAGACAGCAUAAAUAUACCACCAGAGAGAUCAUUAUUUUCUAUCUAACCCAUGCCAUCACAGCCCCGAAGGUGUGACAUGACAGUGUAAAGGGAGCUUCACCCUGUGUCUGACCCCGGGAGUGUGUGACGAGACAGUGCGGUGCAGAGGGAUCUUCACCCUGUGUCUGACCCCGGGAGUGUGUGACUGGGAGUGUGUGAUGGGACGGUGUAGAGGGAGCUUCACCCUGUGUCUGAUCCCGGGAGUGUGUGACGAGACAGUGCGGUGCAGAGGGAGCUUCACCCUGUGUCUGACCCCGGGAGUGUGUGACGGGACGGUGCGGAGGGAGCUUCACCCUGUGUCUGACCCUGGGAGUGUGAUGUGGUGGUGUGUAGGGAGCUUCACCCUGUGUCUGACCCCGGGACUGCGUGAUGGGACGGUGUAGAGGGAGCUUCAACCUGUGUCUGACCCCGGGAGUGUGUGACGAGACAGUGCGGUGCAGAGGGAGCUUCACCCUGUGUCUGACCCCGGGAGUGUGAUGUGGUGGUGUGGAGGGAGCUUCACUCUGUCUAACUUGUGCUGUACUUAUCUCUGUUCCCAUGGUCUCAUCUCUAGCUAGGAUCUUUGAGUCCUUGUCCACAGGGAUGGUACUGGAGAAUUGGAGGGUGGCGAAUGUUGUCCCCUUAUUCAAAAAAGGUAGUAGGGAUAAUCCAGGGAAUUACAGGCCAGUGAGCCUUAUGUCUGUGAUGGGCAAGCUGUUAGAAAGGAUUCUAAGAGAUAGGAUCUAUGAGCAUUUGGAGAAUCAUGGACUGAUGAGGGACAGCCAGCAUGGAUUUGUGAAGGGAAGAUCUUGCCUCACAAGCCUAAUUGGGUUCUUUGAGGAGGUGACCAGAAAGAUUGAUGAGGGUAGUGCAGUAGAUGUGGGCUACAUGGAUUUUAGUAAGACGUUUGACAAGGUUCCACAUGGUAGGCUUCUUCAGAACCCUAAGGCAAGGGAUUCAGGGAGGCUUGGCCGUGUGGAUUCAGAAUUGGUUUGCCUGUAGAAAGCAGAGGGUUGUGGUGGAGGGAGUGCAUUAGGAUUGGAGGGCAGUGACUAGUGGUGUCCCACAGGGAUUGGUUCUGGGACCUCUACUUUUUGUGAUAUUUAUUAAUGACUUAGAUGAGGGGGUGGAAGGCUGGGUUAGCAAGUUUGCAGAUGACACAAAGAUCGGUGGUGCUGUGGAUAGUGUGGAGGGCUGUCGAAGCUUCCAGAGGGAUAUUGAUAGGGUGCAGAGCUGGGCUGACAAGUGGCAGAUGGAGUUCAUUCCGGAGAAGUGUGAGGUGGUACACUUUGGAAGGACAAACUCCAAGGCGGAGUACAAGGUAAAUGGCAGGAUUCUGGGCAGUGUGGAGGAGCAGAGGGAUCUGGGGGUUCAUAUCCACAGAUCACUGAAAGUUGCCUCACAGGUGGAUAGGGUAGUUAAGAAAGCGUAUGGGAUGUUAGCUUUCAUAAGUCGUGGGAUUGAGUUUAAGAGCCGUGAGGUAAUGAUGCAGCUUUACAAAACGCUGGUUAGACCACACUUAGAGUACUGUGUCCAGUUCUGGUCGCCUCAUUAUAGGAUGUGGAGGCAUUGGAAAGGGUGCGGAGGAGAUUUACCAGGAUGCUGCCUGGAUUAGAGAAUAUGGAUUAUGAGGAGAGACUAAAGGAGCUAGGGUUGUUUUCAUUGGAGAGGAGGAGGAUGAGGGGAGACAUGAUAGAGGUGUACAAGAUAUUGAGAGGAAUAGAUAGAGUAGACAGCCAGCACCUCUUUCCCAGGGCACCAAUGCUCAAUACAAGAGGUCAUGGCUUUAAAGUAAUGGGUGGGAAGUUCAAGGGAGACGUCAGAGGGAGGUUUUUCACCCAGAGAGUGGUUGGUGCAUGGAAUGUGCUGCCUGGGGUGGUGGUGGAGGCUGAUACAUUGGUCAAGUUCAAGAGAUUGUUAGAUAAGCAUAUGGAGGAAUUUAAAAUAGAGGGAUAUGUGGGAGGAAGGGGUUAGAAAGUCUUGGGUGUGAUUUGAAGGUCGACACAACAUGGUGGGCCAAAGGGCCUGUAUUGUGCUGUACUGUUCUAUGGUUCUCCAUCAGAGAUACAGAAUGGAGACAGGCCCUUCAGCCCACUCUCUGUGCUGACCAUCAAUCACCCACUUAAACCAAUGUUGCAUUAAUCCCACUUUUUAAAAUUCUCCCACAUUAGCUGCUCCCAGAUCCUUCCACUCACCUACACACUAGGGACCAUUUACAACAGCCAGUUAACCUACCGACCCACCUGGCUUUGGGAUGUGGGGGGAAACCAUGCAGUCACAGGGGGAACGUGCCAACUCCACACAGUGGUUUUACCAGCUGCACCACUGUGCUGCCCGAAUCUGUCCUUGUAUAUCCAGCCAAGGCCAGAGAUUCACCUGCAGCACCUUCUCUUUUGGUGCCAACAGCAUCAGCCCUGGUCCCUCCUGCCACCCCGUCCAUGUGUACACCCAGCUGUGCUUCACUCUUGGUCCUGUCCCCGAUCACCCAUUGCUUCCUUGUCCAUGGGCUCUCAGUCAAGCAGUGCCUCCAUUUUAAUAUCCUUCCAUAGCCUGGGCCGUCCCUCACUCAUCCUGGCCUUUUGAUUUUCCCUGGUGAAUCACUCCACCAUUAGCUGCCACUCCUCAGGUGUCAAUACCUGUCUCGAACUUUCCUCCCAAAAUCGUGGAAACCUACCUGCCCUCAAUGUGUAGCAGACAGUCCAGGUUAUACUGGUCGGCUUGGAUGGAAUAGUUGUGGGAGAAGCUCACAGCACAUAAAGAUCAUAAUGAUCAAGUGCUUUCUUUCGGGACAGCAAGUUUCACUCUUGAACAGCAGGACCCAGGAGUACAAGUACAUGAUGCCCUGAAAUUCGAGUCACAGGUAGACAGGGUGGUGAAGAAGGCUUUUGGCUUGCUGGCCUUCAUCAGUCAGGGCAGUGAGUGUAGAAGUUGGGAUAUUAUGUUGUAGUUGUACAACACAUUGGUGAGGCCACAUUUGGAAUAUUCUAUUUAGUUUUGGUCGCCCUGCUAUAGGAAAGAUGCCAUUAAGCUGGAAAGAGUGCGGAGGAGAUUCACGAGGAUGUUGCCAGGACUUGAUGGACUGAGUUAUAGAGAGAGGUUGAGCAGGUUGGGACUGUUUUCAUUUGAACGUCGCAGAAUGAGGGGUCAUCUUAUAAAGGUUUAUAAAAUUAUGAGGGGCAUAGAUAGGGUGAAUGUACACAGUCUUUUUUCCCAGAGCUGGGCAAUUAAGAAUGAGACCGUCUCCUGCUCCCAAUGUUCAUAUCUAUUUGAAACAGGAGCUUGUUUUUUUUGUAAUGUGCAAAUCAUCCAACAAAGCUUUUUCCUGCACAUUUCAACCCAUUCUAUGUUGAAAUCUUUCUCCAUCGCUCCCAUGCUUUACAUUGCCAUAUCCUGCCGGACGUGGAGAGAUCUUUAAAACCUCAACCAUUCACGUGUAAUUUGGCUUCAGUGCACAAUCCAGACCAGAACCACUUUUAAAGGAUAAUUUUCCCAAUUUUGUGAUUUUUUUUUUGAGGAUGCCCCAGUGUGAUGAUAGUGCUAAACAUGGUCCCUAUCAUGGUGGUAAUUAUGGAGUGGGACAGGACUGCAUUACCUCAGCCUCUGUCACAGACCCCACCACUGCAGACACUCUGAGUCAGUCCUGUACCAUCUCUCAGUGCACCAACCUUCAAAAAGAGCUGGAGACACAAGAGACCGUAGAAGCUGGAAUCUGGAGAAAAGAGCUACCUUCCUUUGAAAAUAUUGUUUUGUAAAAAAAA
This is a messenger RNA of Pristis pectinata (smalltooth sawfish), 5858 nucleotides long. RefSeq names its product calcyphosine-like b (gene capslb). The record is from RefSeq and is a predicted model, not a curated record. Gene Ontology annotation, molecular function: calcium ion binding. The transcript has 6 exons. Bases 109 to 735 code for a protein of 208 amino acids. Lineage: Eukaryota; Metazoa; Chordata; Chondrichthyes; Rhinopristiformes; Pristidae.